AUGUACAAAUUGUGGAUAGUUUUUGGUGGUCAACCAUUUCAUUUCGGACUCAAAGAAUUCGGCACAGUCACGGGUUUGCCUUGUGGUGAGUACCCGCCAAACUACGACCCGGAUUACCAACCCCCUACCCCCAAAAAUCCAGGUGAUUACUGGAGGGAUCUAAUUGGUGAUGAUCCCAAAACUAUGUUGGCUGAUUUUGCCGAGCUGCUCCGUAAAGAGCCAGAUAUGCUUACGGGUAGGAAAAUUCAUCUCGCUUUGCUUAUUAUUGUCGAUGGUGUGCUCAUCGCUAACUCCCCAGUUCACAAACCGUCUUGGAACUACGUCCGGAUGCUGGAAGAUUUAGAUGCUUUAUUAAGAUUCCCGUGGGGUCGUGAAUCUUUUUACCGGACCAUCUGCUGUAUGCGUCCUGCCAAGAAGGGUUCCACCAUAAAUGAGGCUUCAGUUGAACUAUUCUGUCAACAAAUGCGCCAAGCUACUUUUAGGCUGCAAGGUUUCCCAUUAGCACUGCAACUUGUUGUCUUCCGUGCAUGUCCUUUACUACCAUCUAAGUUACCAAAGGACUCUGACCAUCCAACAUUGCUGGAAUGGACUACUGUAACAUUCUCAAAAGGGAAUGCUCUGUCUCAUUCAGACGUUAUAGAAAUAGAAUUCUCAGACGCGCUCGUUGUCCACCCGCUUAUACCAGUAGAUCAGCCUGAUACCGAGGGUUGGGGAGAUUGGGAUGAUGAAGUUAGGGACAAAAACAUUGACCACCUUGAGCUUCUUGUCAAUCAGGGUCAUGCUUUCCAAAAGUCGAAUUGGCACGGUGGAGAUUCAGCAGAACAAUUGACAACACAUAACCCAACCGUGCCAAAAAGGGAACACCAGAAACACAUCCUCAAUAGGAGAACAAAGACGUCGUCUCCCCCAUGCCCAUAUUCACUUCGCCCAAGGAAAGUCACACCAAAGAAAAAGUCUACUCGUACACAGAAGCAAAUCCAUGACUAUCUCAAGCCUCUGCCGCGUGACUUGCAUUCCCAGGUCAACAUACUUGCCAAGCAGGUUGAGACAUUGACGGCCCGUGUCCAGAAACUAGAAGCCAAAAACACGUUUCGCAACCACUCAGGCCUCAAUCAUUUUUCAAGGAUGGGAGAGUCCGCUGCAUUCCAACCGGGCCUUAACCUUGUUGACCAGUACCGUUCAUUGUCGCACGAAGACGUUCCAACUUAUCCAUACCAUACAGGACGGGAUAAUCUAAUGGAUGUUGAUGAGAUCGAUCCACAAACCGUUUUCUUUGUAUCAGAACAUGGCCUUAUCACAUCAGAAAAUCCUUACACGACCUCUAAUGUACAAACACCCUUACUCUUACUUAACGAGAAUUACGCUUCCCCAUUACAUAUAUUUCAGGAGCAUGUUGAAUUCGAUCCAACACAAACCAAUCAUCAAAACCUCAACGCUGGUACAGACACAGCUACACCAACAAUCCAUUCCAUCGUCCAUGAUGACUAUUAUUCAGCUGAUCGCUAUCUCGUUAACAUGCCCAACUCCUCUGCAAACUCUGGAGGUCCAAUUUCUCCUUCCAACAAUGAAGACAUUUUAAUGUCUACUCUUGAUGAGAAAUUAGUUUUCUCAAUCCCAAACAACGAUGCUAUACGUCCACUCCACCCUACCUUAUUGCCAGCUCACGAUGCAAGCGGAAUAAAAACACCCAAAACUGCGGCAGGCAAAGCGAGUACAACAACUCAAUCUUCACCACCUGAUGACCAAGACAUUCAGGAUCUUAGUGAUUCUUCUGAAUGCUCUGAAAGGAAACCACAAAGCCUUUCAUCACCUGAGAAAGAACUAACCUUAUUAUUCCUUAACAAAACCCACAAAUACAAUCAAACCGCUUCUCCCAAAAGUGGAUCAAAAGGAAUACAACAUAUGGACGUACUUAUGAGGUUCCUUAGAAGUCGUCACAAAGCUAUCCUCACAACCAAUCGAGCCUGUUUUGCGACCUUUUGGCUCAUUAGCCAUCUACAAGGCAAAUACCGAGCUUUCAAAGCUUCUAAAGACAAAUCCAAGCACCGUUGGGACGAACUGCUUUCAAAAUACAUCCACCUUAAUGGAAAAGGGUUGUUCGACGAUGUCGACACCAUAUAUGCCCCGAUGAAUUGGAACGACGCUCACUGGGUUGGCUUGGUUAUUAAUCUACCAGGUUGGUCUGUUGAGAUUCUAGACUCAUUUCCUACAUUAAACGACCAACCCAAUGUCACUCAAUUCAUGGAACCAGUGACUACCCUCCUACCAUAUAUCCUAAACAAACAAUGUCUGAAUGAUGUUACAUAG
Messenger RNA from Eutrema salsugineum, 2307 nucleotides. RefSeq lists its product as uncharacterized. The transcript is spliced from 7 exons. Lineage: Eukaryota; Viridiplantae; Streptophyta; Magnoliopsida; Brassicales; Brassicaceae. The coding region runs from base 1 to 2307 and encodes 768 amino acids. The record is from RefSeq and is a predicted model, not a curated record. Gene Ontology annotation, molecular function: cysteine-type peptidase activity. Gene Ontology annotation, biological process: proteolysis.